GGAGAGGAGGAGGAGGAGGAAAAAAAGCCGUAUAGGAGCAGCAGGAGGAGGAAAAAGAGGAAGAGGAGGAGGAGGUAGGAAGCACAACAGUGGGCGCCCCGCAACCAUGGACGACGGUCCGCCGUCCCGCGCCCCCUGAGCCCACCCGAACGGACCAGUGAUGUCGUGAUCGGGGUGGGCUUCUCUUUCUGCACCGCGCGCCGGGGAUCUGACAUCAGAGAGAGAAAGAGGGGGAGAGAGCGAUAGAGAGAGAGAGAGCGAGCCGCGAGCCGCCAAGGAGGGCUUGAACAUGUCGGCCUCGGUGGGGCCCCGCGGCGGCCCUCGCCCACCCACAGCGCCCCCCACCAUGCCCGAUCUGCCGGACCUCAGCCACCUCACCGAGGAGGAGAGGCAGAUCAUCAUGGCUGUGAUGGUUCGGCAGAAGGAGGAGGAGGCGAAGGAGCAGGCCAUGCUGAGAGAGGAGAAGCCCAUACAAGCCAAAACAGUGAACCUGGUUGGGAACAAGAAACCCCCACAGCAGAAUGACAUCAGUAUGCACCAGCAAGUUGCCAGCUAUAAGGAGCAGGUGCGGAGGAUAGCCCAGGAGCCUCAGCAGAGGCAGCAGGGCCAGCAUAAGGAUGAUGCACCCACCUGUGGCAUCUGCCACAAGACCAAGUUCGCUGACGGCUGUGGGAACCUCUGCUCCUACUGCCAGACCAAGUUCUGUGCUCGCUGUGGAGGAAGGGUCUCUCUGCGCUCCAACAAUAAGGAGGACAAAAGGGUAAUGUGGGUAUGUAACCAGUGCCGUAAGCAGCAGGACAUCCUCACUAAAUCAGGGGAAUGGUUUCCGGGACAGGGGCCAAAGCCGAAGCCAGCAGGGCUGGGAACGGCAGUGAGUGACCCAGCCAUGUGCGGAGACCCCUCAGGAGAGAAGAAGGUGCGCCCCAAGUCUCAGAUCCACCUCGAACAUUCUGCUUCUACUGCCCAUGACAGCCAGCUGCCUGCCUCCAUUCACCCCAGCAAAGGCCCUGUUGCUGGACAGGCCGACACGAAUUCAUCUCGUUCCCGCAGUGAACCUCCACGAGACAGGAAAAAGCAGUCGUCAACCUCAGAUCAGAACGGCAAGGCCGGACCAAGGGGAGAGAGGCGUCGUGGGCUUUCCAAAAUCCACUCCCAGGGUUCAGAGGAACGGGACACAGGGAACAGUCGCAGGGAGAGCCGGCGGCUAAUCAAGACUCGAUCACAGGACCGAAGCGAUGCUGAGUUAGCAAGGAGUGGUGUAGGGGAACCCAGAAGGACAGAGGGCGAACACAGGCCACCUCAAGAGGAGUUCCGAGGUGAGCCUGGCUCAACACGGCACCCGGCCAAGCCUCAGCCCCAGCCGGGGGAACAAGAGGGCCAUCCACACCCGAAAGUACCCCGGGUCAGACAGCCUGAGGGGGGCAUGGGUGAAAAGGAGGCUGGGGAGGUGGGGAAAGAGGGUAAGUUAGUUCGUAGGUGGUCAGAUGAGAGGCAGGCAUCUCUGGAUGGCCAACAGCAAGGUUUUAUUGGGGAGAGGACCGUGGGGGGCACUGGGGGGCAAGGCGGACCUGCCAUGCAACCUCUUCCUUCUAAAACGAACCACACCCCACAACCCCAGCCGCCAGCCCCAGGGUUCCGGGUGGGCCCCGCCGCUCCCGCCGGCGCCCCUGAGCUCAGGGAACCUCCAGAAUGGGGCAGGAAGCUGCAGCCGAGCCAUCUGGAGCCUGGCUCGGCUGCCAUGCUGCGCAAGGCAAAGAGGGAAAAGGCUGAGAGUAUGCUGCGCAAUGACUCGCUCAGCUCUGACCAGUCCGAGUCCCUCCGGCCACCUCCGCCCCGUCCUUACAAGUCCAAGCGUGGUAGCAACAAGCGGCAAAUGUCGGUCAGCAGUUCAGAGGAGGAGGGUGGCUCCACACCUGAAUACACCAGCUGUGAGGAUGUGGAGAUUGAGAGCGUCAGUGAGAGAGGGGACUGGGAGUGCUAUCCUUUGGACCCCACAGUUUGGCAUCAUCCGGUUACAUGGCAACCCUCCAAGGAAGGUGAUCAUUUAAUCGGCCGAAUUACUCUGAGCAAGCGCACGGCCAUGCCCAAAGAGGCUGGAGCACUGCUGGGGCUAAAGGUGGUCGGGGGAAAGAUCACAGAAACAGGGAGACUCGGGGCCUUUAUCACCAAAGUUAAAAAGGGAAGUCUGGCGGACGUGGUGGGACACUUACGGGCAGGAGAUGAGGUGCUACAGUGGAAUGGUAAAUCAUUACCAGGAUUAACUAAGAAGGAAGUUUACAAUAUCAUUUUGGAUUCCCAGAUGGAACCCCAAGUCGAAUUAGUUGUUUCUAGGCCCAUUGGGGUGUAUAAAUCUUGCCAUGAUAUACCGAGAAUACCAGAAACAUCACACCCUCCAUUAGAAUCUACAGGUUCAAGCUCCUUCGAGUCUCAGAAAAUGGAGCGGCCAUCUAUAUCUGUCCUGUCCCCUUCCAGCCCCAGUGGUUUGAGAGAUGCGCCACAGCUCCUGCCUGGACAGCUCUCGGUAAAAAUGUGGUAUGAUAAGGUGGGCCAUCAGUUGAUAGUCAACGUACUGCAGGCCAAAGAGCUGCCCCCCAGACUGGAUGGAAGACCCAGAAAUCCUUACGUCAAAAUGUACUUCCUGCCUGAUAGAAGUGAUAAAAGCAAGCGUAGAACGAAAACGGUCAAGAAGAGUUUAGAGCCCAAGUGGAACCAGACCUUUGUGUACUCCCAUGUGCACCGGCGGGAUUUCAGAGAGCACAUGCUGGAGAUUACAGUGUGGGACCAGCCCAAAAUACAAGAUGAGGAGAGUGACUUUCUGGGAGAGAUCCUGAUUGAGCUGGAGACUGCUCUGCUGGAUGAUAAGCCUCACUGGUACAAGAUGCAGACUCACGACCUCUCUUCCAUCCCGCUGCCCCACCCCUCGCCAUACCUGCCCCGUAGACACCCCCACACAGACACGCCCACCAAGAAGCUGCAGCGCUCUCAGCAUAUCACAGAAACAGAUUAUGAUGAUGGUAUUGGCGUAGUGGCUGCAGCUGCAGAAAAUCGACCAAGGGAAAGAGAGAGGGAGAGAGAGAGGGAUAGGGAUAGGGAGAGGGAAAGGGAGAGAGAGAGGGAUCGGACCACGUUAGAGGUUCCUGAGCAGCAGAGGUCAACGCAUCACCGCUCUCGCUCCGUAUCCCCUCAUAGAGAUGAGGAGAGCAGGGCCAGGUCACGGCCUGCUAACAUUCCCAUGCAAAGGAGUUUAGAUGAGGCUCAGCAUACCCGUCGCUCUCGUUCCCCCACCCGUUAUCAUGACCGUGGCCGUGUACAAGAGAGAGAGUAUGUGGAUGAAAGUGAGGUCAUCUUGAUACACAGAUCAAUGCGGGGUAGGAGCGCAGAGUGCCUGCACACCAAAAGAAGGUGCUCUAGGUACAAUAGCACACUUCCACCUAAGAUGCCUCUCUUAGUCAAUGGCAUUCAUAAAGACAUCUAUAGUUCCACCCUUCCUGCAUGUCUUAAGACUCAGCCCCGGCUGUCAGUGGUCUCUGCCACUCGCCAAACUGUGGCACAGCGUGUGCUCAGGUUCACUGAUGACAGCACCAUUAGUGAUCUGCAGCCCCCUCUUGACAGGGUUAGAAGUGCUAGUACCAACUGUCUGAGACCAGGUUCAAAUUCCAAUUCAUCAGAACGAGAAAGGAUCACCCAGUCUCCCCCCUGCACCCGACCCACCAGCCCCAGGAUUCUAAUCCAACACGCCUCCCCUGAAGACGACAGCUGGAUUUCGGAGCCCAUUUUUCCUACUCAGGAGACAGUGAACCACCUCAGUGCAAGGCCAGUGGUACAGAGGCAGUCAAGAUCUCUGGACAAGCCUAGCUGUCAGAAACCUGGGAGGAAAAUAUCUGACAGUGAGCGAAUACAGCCUACCUCUGUUCUAAGGGGCUCCAGAGGAAAGGGGGUAUCCCUGCCUCCACUGGGUAAGGUGACCCGAGGGGGUUCUAGCCCAGGCAUACCUCAACUGGACAGGGGCCAUCCGCAUUCCAGCGCUGCAUACUCUUCAUCAACAGGGGCUCAGUCAGCAGCACGUAGGGGGCGACAGUUGCCCCAGGUCCCUGCCAAAAGCAGCAGUGUAGAACAAGCCCUUGCCUCAGAGGAGCGGACACGGCAGAUGAAGGUACAUUCCUACAGGACACCAGCUCCCUCCAGUACCAGCCAGGACCUGGAGAGGGCACUCAAGAACAAACGAGAGCUUUAUAAAGAGCAGCGGCGGAGCUGUGAUAAUGUAUCCCAUAAGUCCUCAGACAGUGAUGUCAGUGAUGUGUCAGCCAUCUCUCGCGCCAGCAGUGCCUCACGGAUCAGUAGCACCAGCUACAUGUCCAUCCAAUCAGAGCGGCCCAGGGGUCACUUCAGCCGUCAUAUUCACCCGUCCAGCCGGAGCAUGUUGAAAAGCACGAGCGUGAGUGGUGAGAUUUAUCUGGAGCGCACGGACGGCAGCCAGUCGGACACAGCUCUGGGAACUCUGGGGGCAGGGGGGAAGAAACGGCGCUCCAGUCUCAGUGCUCGCGUGGUGGCUAUCGUGGGCAUUCCGUCCAGACGUAGUAGGAGCACCUCUCAGCUCAGCCAAACAGAAGCAGCAAAUAAGAAAACUAAAGGCUCGAGUCAGAUCCAGAGGAGUCAAGAGACGGGGAUGGCAGUGGAGUAUCCCCGCAACGCAAUGGCUCGACAGGCCAGCCGGGAGUCCACUGAUGGCAGUAUGAACAGCUACAGCUCUGAGGGGAAUCUUAUCUUCUCAGGGAUGAGGCUGGGGGCUGACAACCAGUUCAGUGACUUCCUUGAUGGCCUUGGCCCUGCUCAGUUAGUGGGAAGGCAGACCCUAGCAACGCCCUCUAUGGGAGAUGUUCAAAUCGGUUUAAUAAAUAAGAAGGGGCAGCUUGAGGUGGAGGUGAUCAGGGCACGUGGCCUUACCCCCAAACCAGGAUCCAAAUCGCUGCCAGCUCCCUACGUCAAGGUUUAUUUGCUGGAUAACGGUCAAUGUAAAGCCAAAAAGAAAACCAAGAUUGCACGAAAAACGCUCGACCCGUUGUAUCAGCAAACGCUGCUGUUUGAGGAGAGUCCGCAGGGUAAAGUUCUACAGGUAAUAGUAUGGGGCGAUUAUGGCCGCAUGGACCACAAAUGCUUCAUGGGAGUUGCACAGAUUCUUUUAGAGGAGCUGGACCUUUCUAGCACAGUGAUUGGCUGGUACAAACUGUUUCCCCCAUCCUCAUUGGUAGACCCAACGUUAGCUCCUCUCACGCGACGUGCUUCCCAGUCAUCACUCGAUUCAGGUCCGCCAGGCGUCAGGUCCUAGUGAACGGAAGAGGAACAGGGACGAGUCAAACCCUUACCUAAUGGACCAAGGACCCGAGGCAACAAUCAGCGCCAGAGGGGCAGACGGAGAGCCAGCCAGACGGAUGGAUAGAUGGACGGACAGUUUUGCGUUCAAAGCUUUGCCGGAGCCUGACAAUCACUUCUCCUCUCUUUUCAUUUUCGGUCUUUGGAUUGUAGAGAUUUUCCUUUGAUCCACUCCGCUCCUUACUGCAUGUUCUGUUUGUUUUCAACCAUGUUGCUGAGUUGAUGAGUUAGCCCAAAUUUACGAAAAAUAAGAAACGGGAUUGACAAGCACCUGAAAGCAAUCUCCUUAGGCUGUCGGAAAGAGGAGCCGGCCGCGCUGGUAGCCUGAGCGGUUCUUGCCAAUCAGUAACAUUUAGAAGUUGCUUUGUAACCAUAUAAGGAGUGUGUGAGUGUGCAUGAGGCAGCGGUGUGAUGGUGGAUCAGUGAGAGUGAGGACAGCACUGCCCCUCCCCCUAAACCCGCACGUACAGGAAAAGCGCUCUGCCGGGGGAGGGCCGAGGUCAAGAGCCAAAGGGCAAGGGUUAGUCUUCUCAAAGUCUUCCCUCCUCCUCCUCACGGACGCAGAGUCCAGGGCCACUCCCUGUGCCAGUGUGGCACCGACUCAGAUGGAGUAGAUAUGUGAGAGAGGGGAGGCCAGCCUGAAAACCUUUGUCUGUUUACAGCGGUCACCACUGACCGCUCUGCCUUUUUUUACUUUCUCGUUGAUUUGAUACAUUGCACACCUUGUAGAAUGUGAAGACAUGUUUCACGUUUUCUGACAUUUUGUUGUAGAAGCUUCAAGGAAGACUAAAAAAAAAAGAGAAGAAAACAUGCAUUAGAACACUGGGAUGAUUAUGAUUUAGCUUAACUUCAGCCUGGCCAGGAGAUUAUUAUUAUCGAAAUGGUUGACAUCAUCAAUUCCAAUAAUAUAACACACUAAUAUAUUUGACUUCUUGGGACGCUGACCAUUAAAUGUACCUUGAGCUUCAGCCAGUACAUUGAGAACGGGUCACUACGGACGAGCCCAGUGCACUUAGGCAAUAGCCAAUCCCACUUUAUUUCAUUUAGUAGAUUUAGAACAUUUUUGGGGACCUGCAGAUAAUUAAAUUUCUAUUCAACUAGAGUUUACAUUAUUUUAAUGCAAGCACAAAUGCUUGGUUUUUCUCAACAAACUUUAGACGAAAAAAAAAAGGCCAAACUAUUCUUAGCGUUCUAUUUUUGCCUUUUACUUUUAGUUGUGGUUUCAUUUACGAAGAAACGUACAGUAUAAAUAAAUAUAUAAAUAAAUAUAUGAUAUAUCUGAAUCAAGUCCUUCAAAUUCCGCUUGAGCAUCUGAACGAAUACGGCAGAAGGUGAGAGAGGUGGUUCAGGAGAUGGCCUGAGGUGGUGACCUCCCAAAACUCGCCACCUUCUCCCCCCUAACACGGGCAACAGCAUGACUCUGGAACCGUUCCAAGCUGCAUGCACGUUUUGUAAAACAAAGACAGACGAGAAAAAAGAGACUAAAAUUAACGUGUGUUAGUUCCACAUACUGUAGGCCAGCUUGUAUGUUGCAUGUACUUGUACAGUUUGCUCGUACUUGAUAUUAAUAGAUUAACCAAUAAAACGAAGCCAUUCAUUCCAUGUGUGGGCAUUUGGCCAAGGUCAGCCAUGCGCACAGGCCUCGGUUUUGGGGCUGAAUGUCUAUGAGAAGUUUUUUUUUAAUUGUUUUCUUUUUUUUCUACCCUGAGGAUAAAACAAGUGCUGUACUGUAGUACUGAGCAAACACGAGGCCCCUGUUUUUACUAAAGCUGUUGGUGUUCACUGUAGUCUACUACUGUGGGGCUAUAAUCGAGCUAGAUAAUGUGUAUAAAACCAGAGUUAUCUAUAUAUGGAAAAUGAUUAAGAUUAUAUGAAAAUGAAAACAACAUAUAUAUAUAUAUAUAUAUAUAUAUAUAUAAAUAUAU
This is a messenger RNA of Astyanax mexicanus (Mexican tetra), 7295 nucleotides long. Its product is annotated as regulating synaptic membrane exocytosis protein 1. Bases 290 to 5326 code for a protein of 1678 amino acids. Lineage: Eukaryota; Metazoa; Chordata; Actinopteri; Characiformes; Acestrorhamphidae. Gene Ontology annotation, biological process: calcium ion-regulated exocytosis of neurotransmitter; positive regulation of synaptic transmission; regulation of membrane potential. The record is from RefSeq and is a predicted model, not a curated record. The transcript has 36 exons. Gene Ontology annotation, molecular function: transmembrane transporter binding; small GTPase binding. Gene Ontology annotation, cellular component: cytoskeleton of presynaptic active zone; presynaptic membrane.